Molecule: messenger RNA, 8395 nt
Organism: Alligator mississippiensis (American alligator)
Lineage: Eukaryota; Metazoa; Chordata; Crocodylia; Alligatoridae
Product: zinc finger protein 436
Exons: 8
Coding region: 1097-3409 (770 amino acids)
Biological process (GO): regulation of transcription by RNA polymerase II
Molecular function (GO): RNA polymerase II cis-regulatory region sequence-specific DNA binding; DNA-binding transcription factor activity, RNA polymerase II-specific
Source: RefSeq, a predicted model, not a curated record
UGAUGUGCUGCCUCUGGAACGUGUCGUACUGCGAUUCCCAGCUGUCCGCGGUCGGCCAGGAAGACAUCAGGGUCAGCAUGAGGAACAUCAGCAGCACGGCGCCAGGAGCCAGCACUGUCCCAUCUGCUGCCGCUGCCCAGGGCGUCGGAGAUGCCUGGUUUUGCCUGGUGAGCCCGACUCCUUUCCUGCAUCCUAAAACUUAAGCCUGGGCACUUACACAUGCAUCUUAACUCUCCCGCUCCUCACUCCUCUCUCCGUUCUGUUCCCUGGGAGAAUAAUACAGCCUAAAAAAAAGUAACUCCAAAUGCAAAUUUUCCCAUGGUUAAACUGAAACACCACUCUCGCUGUCUAUGGAUAAAUACAUAGGGAUACAUCAAUAGAUAUGUUAAUGGUAUUUCAUUUAAAUGAUGGGCAAAUGUGGAUUUGUAACUAAUUUUUGCUGCAUAAGAAAGCAGGGAUAGUACGAUCUUAUGGCAGUGAAAAUAACUGCACCUAAAAACGCAUGUAGACACUGACAGGGCAUGUUAAUUUUGCUGGGCUAGCCCAGCCAGCCAGGGGCCAGAUCCUCUGCUUCUGCCAGCCCCUUUGCUGCCCAAUGCCGCCGCCCAGAGCCUGGGGCUGAGCCCCACGGCCUGCUGCCACGGCUAGCACGGGAUUGCUCGGCCCCGGGCACAUGAAGACGCUGCACCCAAGAGCAGCCGAUACCAGCACGAAGUGCGCCAGGGUUUAUCAUGUAGACAUAUCCACUGAUGUUGUAGGGACCUUAAGUGUAUUGUGGGGCCAUUUCCGAUCACUGUCCCAGCACCAAGUCUUUUAACUUAGCUGCGGCAAUGCCCAAGGGGAAAAACAGAAACACCAGCAGCCGCCUCUGCCCGGGCCCGCCCCUUCCUCCGCCCCGCCCCGCCCCGCCCCCUGCCCGCGCCCGCCCUGCCCGGGAGCGAGUGCGCGGGGCGGGGCCCGGUCCCGAGCUCCCACGGCGGGGCGGCUGCGCUGUGCUGUGCCCUUGCCCGCAGGGACCAGGUGCGCGUGGCCGAGGCGGGCGGCAUUACAGGCAGAACAGCAGCAGCUGCGGGAGGAGCCGGUCCGAGGCGGGGAGAUGCGGGGGCAGGAGCGGAGCCAGGCCAUGCCGCCCCCGCCUCAGCCCCAGGACCCCUCGGAGACCCCCCCGCCGGCACCGGGGCACGACCUCCCCGCCCCGCACGCCUGGCGCCAGCGCUUCCGGGGCCUCCGCUACCGGGAAGGCGCGGGGCCGCGGGAGGUGUGCGGCCGGCUGCGGGAGCUGGCCCAGCGCUGGCUGGAGCCCCAGCGCCGCAGCAAGGAGCAGAUGCUGGAGCUGGUGGUGCUGGAGCAGUUCCUGGCCAUCCUGCCCCGGGAGGCGCGGAGCUGGGAGUGGGGGCGCGGCGUGGAGACCUGCGCCCAGGCCGUGGCCCUGGCCGAGGGGGUUCAGCUGGGGCAGGAGGAGGACGAGACGCUCCAGGUCACAGUGAGUGUGAAGGCCGAGGAGGUGUCCUCAGACAAGAUGCAGCUCGUGGGGACAUUGCAGGAACCUGAUGCUUCCUGGCCGGCGCAACCGAGGACCCGAGGUGUGGACGGGCCUGUGGAGGAGUGGGGAGAGAGGGAAACCCUGGGGCCUGGGGACAAGCUACCUCGUGUCCCCAAAGAGGAGCCCUUGCCCCAGCAGGAGUCAGAUGUGCCCAACCCCGAGGAGACCGGGGAGGUGUCAGCAGACAACAGCUGCUCAGGCUGGUGCCCCAGACGAGGCCCUUCCCCAGGUGAAGGUGCUGGCACCCUGAGCAGAGCGGAGCAGCAGCUUCCUGAGGAGGGGCCUGGAAACCUGGAGCUGCAGAGGACUUCCCCAGGGAGACCGGAGGAGAGGAGCUCCCUGACACCUGAGCCGGGCCAAAUGCAGAGAGGGCAGGGCAGGCCUCCAAAGCAGGAGGAGAGCUGGGAGCUCCCGGAGGUGUUUGAGUACGUGGCCGUGUAUUUCUCACGGAAGGAGUGGGAGCUGCUGGAAGAUGACAACAAGGUGCUUUACCGGGACCAGAUGCUGAAGAAUUACCAAGCCCUCGUUUCCCGGGGUUAUCGAGGUCCCACACCUGACUUAAUCUGCCGCAUCCAGCGAGGAGAGGUGGAGCUGUGGGUUUGUGAUGAUGAAGAUGGUGGAGAUACCUCAAGGUUGGAGGACCUGCUGCCAGGAGGUGCCUGGCUGCUGCACAGAGCUGAGAAGCAGCCUCCUGCAGAAGGGUCUGCAGACCUGGAGCCAGCAUGGACUUCCCCAGGGAGUUUGGACGAGAUGGACACCCCGAGACCAGAUAAGGACCAAUGGCACAAGAGUCAGGGGAGGCCUCAAAAGGAGAAGGAGAAUGUAGCAGUGAACCAGGUACCAUCUGCAGUUGGGUGUGAGAGUGGAGAAGGGGCAGAGCCCGGACAGAGCCCUGGGUGCAGAGAAGAAGUGGAUCUGGGAGAGCUGAAGAGCCCCUGGAAAAAGGCACUGCAUCCGGAUGAAAGCCGUGGGGAGGGUGUCGGGGGGAAUCAGGAGCUCACGGCCAGGCACAGGGGCAGAGCCCACCCCUGCCCUGAGGUCAGAAAAACCUUUAAUUGCCCCUCACCCCUGGCUCAACACAAGAUGAAGCAUACUGGCAAGAAGCCCCAUGUGUGUGCCAAGUGUGGGAAGAGCUUCACCUGGUCUUCCCACCUCAUCCAGCACCAGUUCACGCACACAGGGGAGAAGCCACAUAGGUGCUCAAAGCGUGGGAAGACAUUUACCCGCUCCUCUCACCUGGCUCGGCACCAGCGCAUGCAUGUGGAAGAGAAGCCAUAUCAGUGUUUGGAGUGUGGGAAGAGAUUCCCUCAAUCUUCCCAUCUGGCCAAACACCAGCUUUUCCACACAGGGGAGAAGCCACAUCGGUGCUCAGAGUGUGGGAAGAGCUUCACUCACCCCUCCACCCUGAUCCGGCACCAAAUGAUCCACACAGGGGAGAAGCCACAUCGGUGCUCAGUGUGUGGGAAGAGUUUCACCCGCUCCUCCAACCUGGUCCAGCACCAGAUGAUCCACACAGGGGAGAAGCCACAUCGGUGCUCAGAGUGUGGGAAGAGCUUCCUUUCCUCCUCUGACCUGGCCCGACACCAACGCAUCCACACAGGGGAGAAGCCACAUCGGUGCUCAGAGUGUGGGAAGAGCUUCACCUGCUCUUCCAACCUGGUCCAGCACCAGAUGAUCCACACAGGGGAGAAGCCACAUCGGUGCUCAGAGUGUGGGAAGAGCUUCACCCGUUCCUCCCACCUGGUCCAGCACCAGAUGAUCCACACAGGGGAGAAGCCACAUCGGUGCUCAGAGUGUGGGAAGAGCUUCACCCGCUCCUCCCACCUGACUCAGCAUCAGGUCAUCCACACCCGGAAGCAUCCAUAGUUUUGGGGGCAACGCAGGAAAGACCUUGGGUAUGUCCACCUGCUCAGUGCCACCAGUGGCUGCCUUGAGGCAAGCAGCCUCGUGCUGGUGGACUGCAGCAAGAGUUCACCCAGCCUUGGCCCCUUCUAUGGACUUGCAGACCCCACAGGAGCCAGAGGCUGCCCCCAAGGUUUGAUGUGGGGAGGGGCUAAGAGGAAAUACCUGAGGCAGAGGCCAGUUUAGAUGGUGUAAGAACUGGUGGGGGAUCUCUUUGCAUCAGGCUCUUUGGAGCCCGUGUCUGUGCCAUCAUUCUCUAAAAGUGAUCUAUGCUUCAAAGGGGAAAGAAAUGGCUCCAAAAUAGGGUGCCUGUCCAAGACAACUGGCUCCAAAAGACACCCAGGGACUGUCCUUGGCCAGCUCCCACCUCCCUCCUCCAUCCCCCCACCGGGAUUCUCGUAUGUCAGGCACCAGAGUUGCAGGAAACAGGACAUUUAUGGCUGGGGAAGCAUUUCUUGUCCUCCGCCCUGACCUCACCUCUCCUCCCCACUACAUCACCCCUCCCUAGACCUGCACAUGCCCAUCGUGGUCUGCAAGGAGCUCAGCUGCCACCUCCUGAGUCCAGCGUGGCAGGUUUUGCUUCUCAGCCCCUCUUCGGAGGGUUAAAAAAACCCACGGGUGCUGGAGGUGCCAUGUCCUGCUGUCAACUCUGCAGGAUCACACCUUGCUGACAGAUUUGCUUAAUUUUUAUACUGUUUCGUUAAGGCAUUUUACUUGAUGGCUGGUCUAUUUAAGUCUGAACAAAACAGGGAGGAAAAGGUUGAUUAUCAUAUCACAGUUCAUAAUUGCCGGGCUCCUGUUCUUGAUUGUCUAGGUGUAAAGACUGUAUCUGUGGCCCCUGUAAUAAUGGGUCAAUCACAGAUGAUGGGCUUUGAGUGUCCGACAGGAUACUUAGAGGUGUCACCACCAAACCUGUUUUGGGGUGCUUGUAUAUCAAUGGGGAGCUUGUACUGGUGGUAGUCUAUUUACCAAACUGCAGACAUGCAGUGAAUGGCUUGGACAUUUCUAACACCUUAGAGUGACAUUGGAUUCCUGGUUUGAGCAAUGUGAGACUGUCGGCGACAGAACAUCCUCCCUGUAUUCAGUGUACCUUUUACAGGUUUCUUUUGAGAUGCAUAUAUAGCCUCUUGUUUUCUUUAGCUGCUAGGUCAAUUGAAAUGCAUAUGUGGUUUCCUUGUCUUCACUGGCUCACCUUUCUUUAAAGGGCUUUCUGAGGUACACACGUGUGAUGAGCACAUCGGGUCUCUGCCAACAGUUUUAACCACAUUUAUUAUUGUCUGGUCUUGGGUACCGCAAGCACUCCACUGUCUCAAUGCCUAAUGGGUUACAAGCCAUUAGCGGAGUUUGAUUUUCUGGUGGCAGUCUUGUUACCACAAUCCAAUCUUGCCCCAGCCACUGUCGUGCACUGUCCUGCACUUUUAUUUUAUGUCCAAACUUUCAUGGUUUUCAUAUUUCAUUGUUGUUGAAUGUGUAAGUGGCUGUGCAGGUUGGGGGCAACACAUAUAGGUGAGGGGGUGUAUGUCAAAGGAACUGAAAUCCUCACUACCCCUUUCCAAGAGGGGAGCAUGGGUGCACAUCAGUUAAGGUCACAUGAUAUGUCUGCACAAGGCCUGACUUCAGGCCGGCUUCCUAAAUGCAGUUCCCACUGUUUUUGUGACGGAGUCUUAUGGAGAAGAGGAUCGUGUGUUACAGAAGUAUGUGCGUAAGCAUUUUGGUCAGUGCCUCGACCAGGGUGGAAUAGGAGCAGAAGGAGGCAUCUCAGUUUACUAGGGCCCCUACUAGCCAAAAUGUGUCUGGCCCCGUGUGGGGAUGCAGGCAGCCUCACUUGCUGCGAAGAGAAAGGCCAAAUGGCUGCUUGUGUCCCAAGUCACUGAUGAAGAUGUUAAACAGUGCGGGCCUGAGGACCAAGCCCUGGGGGACCCCACUGCUCACAUCUCGCCAGGUUGAGAACAUCCCGUCCACCACUACUCUCUGGGUGCGCCCCAUAAGCCAAUAUUUAACCCAUCCAAUUGUGCAGGCAUCAGUGCUGCUGUCACUUAAUUUAUUGAUGAGAAUGGGGUGAGAGACAGUGUCAAAGACCUUCUUAAAGUCUAGAAAGACUAGGACCAUGGCGACACCAUCAUCCAAGGAUUUAGUUACUUGGUCGUAAAAGGCAAUCAGGUUUGUGAAGGCAGGACCUGCCCUUGAUGAACCCAUGCUGACUGCCCCUGAGCAUGAUCUCUUCUGCAGGCCCCCCACAGAUGUGCUCCUUGAUGAUCCUCUCUAAGAUCUUCCCGAGGACUGAGGUGAGGCUUACAGGCCUAUAUUUACUUGGGUCCCUUUCCUCCCCUUCUUGAAAAUUGGGACCACCUUAGCCAGUUUCCAAUCCCCCGGCACCAGCCAGGUGACCAUGACUGCUCAUACAGCUGGGCCAAGGGCUCCGCGAGGGCCCCUGCCAGCUCCCUCAACACCCUUGGGUGGAGGGCAUCUGGACCUCCAGAUUUAAAAAUGUCUAGCCCUUCCAAAAGAUCCCUAACUACAUCUGCGCUGACUGAAGGCCUGACAGAGCUAUCCCCGAGAUUGCCCCUACCUCUGGUAGGUGGGAUAUCCCGGUCCCUGUUCAAGAAAACAGAAGCAAAGAAACUGUUAAAAAUAUCGGCUUCCUUCUCUGGUGUAGCUACAAGAUUACCGUUUGCGUCUUGCAGGGGCCCUACGUUGCCUGGUGUCCUCUCCUUUUUCCCAAUAUACUUGAAAAAGGGCUUUUUGUUCUUAAUCCUGGAUGCCAGCCUGUAGCUCCAUUUUUGUCUUAGCCUUCCUAAUAGCCCUCCUAUGCUCCUGGGCCAAGGAGUACUUCUCCUUGGUGACAGCUCCUCCCUUCCACUGGUUGUAUACCCCCCUUUUUAGUCCUCAGGCAUUGCUGAAUGCCCUUGCUGAGCCAAGGGGGUUUCUGAGCACUCGUACCCCGCUUGCUUCUCUCAGGGACUGUUAUCCUUUGGGCCUGGAGGAUCGCCCUCUUAAGGUACAACCUUCCCUUGUGGACGCCCAUCUCCUGUGCGUCCACAAGUGACUCCCCCACUAGUCUCCUAAGCUCAUUGAAGUUGGCCCUUCUGAAGUCAAGAUCUUUAGCCUUGGUGUGAGCCCUUGACGACCUGCAUUGGAAAGGGAAAUCCAGCAGGCGAUGAUCGCUAUUGCCCAGGUGGUCAAGGACCUGCAGUCCCCUCACCAGGUCAUCCCCCCUGGUCAGGACCAGGUCCAGCAAGGCAUUACCCCUAGUGGGGCUGUGCACUUUCUGGAUAAGGUGAAGGUCCUGUAAUACAGCCAGGAACCUACGCGAGCGGUCAGACCUGGCUGUCUGCUCCUCCCAGCAAAUGUUGAUUUGGGAUCCCUUGGUUCAGAUUCCAGAGACCCAAAGAGCCGCUGAGCAAGGUGAUUUUGGAGGUGGGGAUUUAGAGUCGAGCUGCACGUACCACCUCUGGCAGCCUGUGUCAGGUUUAUUGCUAACUUGCUGGCACUCUCCCCAUCUUCCUAAGGAAAAACCGGUGGUUUUACUGGCCUGUAAGAGCCCAAGAAGCUUCUGAAUAUUUGAAAUGGGCCUUUGUGGUGGGCCAGUUUGGAGCACUCCUGUGCUGAGCCACUCGCCUCACUGUGCCCCACCAAAAACCAAGCUUUGGCUUCCUCCCCAGGGGCACGAACUUCUGGCCGACCCUCUCCCUGGAGCACCCGCAAGCCUGGGGUAAGUGCUGCUACCACCCAGGGUCUGGUCUUUGUCCAGGCUCUGUGCCCCCCAUGGUACACAGGCCUUGUAGAGCUUGCGGGUGCUUGACCCACUGUGAAAUCUUGGGGUGCUUCCUUUAGCCUGAAAUACUCAUAGUAGUCUCCCUUAGUUAGCUGAGGGAAGGGGGCUAAAGGGCGUACCUAAUCCCUCUCAAGCAGAUCCAGCAAGGUUUGGUGUAAUGGACCACUUUAUUCCUUGGAGAAUAAAGUGCAGGCAUGGGGAGGGGGUACAAGUCAGAGAAAUAUCAAAAGAGAAUCCCAGAGCAAACAGAAACGGCUUGGUAGCCUUUUGACAAGCAACGAAAACACUGGAUUGUAAAUCCCAAGCUACAUUUCAGGUAAAUUGCUCACAGUUCGCUCCAGGAGCUGACUGACCCUGCUCUAGAGGCAGCAUAGCUUGCUGGCUGUGCCCCCAAUACGUGUCUCCUCUCCUUCCAGGAAGAAGGGACCUUACAUGUCCAUCAUGACCUCAUCACUAUGUUCCCACCACAAACCAGUAUCCUCAGACCACGGCUGAUGCCGGUUGGUCAGUUUGAAAAACAUCAACCUCAAGGCGGGGUUUAGGGUUACACGGGACAUGGGAGAGCGAGCUCCCCUUUUCCUCAGGAACAUCUCCAGCCCAGGUCAGGGCAGCUCAGUGGUAAAGGAAGCAGAUGCGGGGAGGGGCUGCCUGCUUCCAGCAGUGGGGCAGAGUGGGGGGUGAUUUCUCCACAGCCUUCACCUCUGCCCCUGUGCUAGCCCGUCCAGACCCCGUAUCGCUUGUGGUAGAACUGGAUGCAUCCAGCACUGUAAUAGGUCUGGGCCUCUCCCAAAAGCAAGGCCCAGACCAAAUCCUGGAUCCAUGCAUCUUCUUUUUUCUUAAUCUCACCCCAGAGGAAAAGAACUCUUGAUCUGUCCUGUGAACUCAUGGGCAUGAGAAUGGCUUUUGGGAUGUGGUGGCAAGAGCCAUGAUACAAAGUACAGGUUCUUACAGAUCACAAAUACCUAGUUGCCAACCUGCAUCCCUAGAAACUAGCCCAAAAAGCAACCCCCGACACCUCCGGAAGUCUCCCCUAAUCACCCUUUGUAAAAUGAGAACUUUUACAAUCUUUGUAUUCUCCCUUGCUGGAGGAAGGGCAUGUGAGCCAAAAAGCUUGCAGCUAAAGAUUGUUUGUUUUUGUUUUUGCAACAUUGGUCCAAUAAAAGACAUUGCCUCUA